AUGGCUGCUGUCAACGUUAACAUCAGCCUCCAAUUCCGCAUCGCAACCCCGGACGAUGCAGAGCGGAUUCAGCAGCUCGUGCAAUCUGCCUUUCGUACCAUCGACAGCAGAGUAGGCUGGACCGGUGACGAGGAACUUGCGUCAAACUUUCGCCUUGAAGUGCGCGAUGUGCUAGCCAACAUUGCCAAACCAAACCUCGUCACUAUGAUAGCCGUGGACAAGAACGAUGCCCCCGUGGCCACUAUCGAGGUCGCCCAUCGUGACAACAGCAUAGGCCGAAUUUCUUCGUUUGCCGUGGACGACCACUACCAACGUGGUGGCGUUGGUCGCCAGGUCCUCGCCUACGCCGAAGACUAUUGUCGGCGCACUUGGAACGUGGAGAAGUUCUCCCUAAAUGCCCUUUCAUCGCGCAAAGCACUCCUCGAAUGGUACAUGCGCCGUGGCUACCAGAAGACUGGUGAAACAUCGCCGUUUCCGCGCGAGAAAUUCAGCAAUCUCGUGUUGCCGGAAGACUUAUGUUUUGUCGAGUUGGAAAAGAACUUCAGUGAGGUUGCUAAUGGGGACCAAUCUGCAUAA
Talaromyces atroroseus is the source of this 576-nucleotide messenger RNA. RefSeq lists its product as hypothetical. The record is from RefSeq and is a predicted model, not a curated record. Gene Ontology annotation, molecular function: acyltransferase activity, transferring groups other than amino-acyl groups. NCBI's taxonomy places the organism in Eukaryota, Fungi, Ascomycota, Eurotiomycetes, Eurotiales, Trichocomaceae. The coding region runs from base 1 to 576 and encodes 191 amino acids. The transcript has a single exon.